AUGGCACGAAGCUCUUACGACGCCUCGGACCUGAACUCGGUCCUCAGCAGGCUGUCUAACCUAUCUCAGCCUCAGAGCAGCUCUCAGCAACAUUAUUCCAGCCGCAACCAUACACCAAACACCGAAGCCUCUGCCGCAAGUCUCAGUGCAGUUCCACCCCGGCCGAGGCCGAUCACAGGACGGUCCGCUUCUGCCACCGAUUCGUCAACCAUCACAACGUGGCCCGAAGCGCUACGUUAUGUGAUGCGGACAGUGGGCCAGAACGAAGAAAUCCAAUCUCGCAUCCGCGGUAUGAUCCGAAGUCAGCAUCAUCAUGAAAAGCAGUGGUUUGAAGGCCGCCAUGCAUUAUUGAAACAGCAGCAAAGUCGCCCCCAGAAACAAAGGGAGCUAGAUGCAGUACUGCGAUCGAUUGGGGCCCCUGUCAAGGAAGAUGACGGUUCGGCUGAAAAGGAGUAUGCUGCGGAACUUGCUGCAUAUGAUGCAAAGGUUCAUGGGGCAGCCACCCAAAUGAGUGAUGCUCUCACGGCUGAACUGCGCGGUCUCAAUGUUCCAUUCUUCACACUCCGCAAAGAUAUGAUACAGGAAGAACGUGACCGGAAUGACCCUUCUGCUCCAUCAAAUCCUCCGGUGCCUACUGUUGGCUACGGUGGUGGCAACCCCCCAAUCAGCAAGUCCGAACUUGUGAAGUUGCAGCGGCGGAUGUUGGAGUUGCUGGAGGAUUUAUGUAAGGAAUGA
Messenger RNA from Penicillium bovifimosum, 735 nucleotides. RefSeq names its product DUF2458 domain-containing protein. The record is from RefSeq and is a predicted model, not a curated record. The transcript is spliced from 3 exons. The coding region runs from base 1 to 735 and encodes 244 amino acids. NCBI's taxonomy places the organism in Eukaryota, Fungi, Ascomycota, Eurotiomycetes, Eurotiales, Aspergillaceae.